This is a messenger RNA of Coffea arabica (coffee), 1254 nucleotides long. Its product is annotated as probable carboxylesterase 7. NCBI's taxonomy places the organism in Eukaryota, Viridiplantae, Streptophyta, Magnoliopsida, Gentianales, Rubiaceae. The record is from RefSeq and is a predicted model, not a curated record. Gene Ontology annotation, molecular function: hydrolase activity.
GAGACCGGCAAAUAGACCAAAAGAAGUCUGCCGGCCACUCUCACCUAUACAUUGACCUAUUUCAACGACUUCAAGUACAAUUGUCUCGCCGUGAUCAAAUUCCUUCUUAAGUUCCCACUUCCCACACUGGAGUCCUCUGCUUUAGCAUUCUUCACUUCGUUUGAGUACUUUUGACACAAAAAUCCUUAAUAACCUCCUUGGGAUUACAUCAAACCAUAUCAUUCAUGGACUCGCUCCCCCCAAUUCCACAUGCAGAUCCUGCGCUAAUAGCUCAGGAUUUCGUUCCGUUCUUUCGAGUUUACAAGGAUGGCCGCGUCGAAAAAUUCCUCCAAGCUCCCUUCGUCCCUCCAUCAGACUCGGACGAUCCCCAGAGCACUGGUGGUGUCCGAUCAAAAGACGUCAUCAUUUCACCGGAAACCCAAGUAGGUGCACGCUUGUAUCUUCCGGCCACGGUCAAACCCGACGAGAAACUUCCUGUCCUGAUCUACAUCCACGGGGGGGCCUUUGUCAUCGGAUCAGCUUUCAGCGUCGUAUACCAUAACUAUCUUACCUCCGUAGCAGCUGAGGCCAACGUCGUCGCCGUGUCCAUCGAGUACAGGUUGGCUCCAGAGCACCCUAUCCCCGCAUGCUUCGAUGAUUCCUGGGCAGUAACAAAAUGGGUCGCCUCCCAUGCCAAUAGACAAGGCCCCGAACCCUGGUUCAACAAUCACGCCGACUUUUCAAGGGUGUUUUUGGCAGGUGACAGCGCCGGAGGCAAUAUUGCACAUUACAUGGCGGUCAAAGCCAGCCGAGAAGGGUUGGGGGAUGGUGUGAAGCUUGUGGGGUUGAUUUUAGCGCAUCCAUAUUUUGGCAAGGGAGGGCGUGAAGAAUUAUGGGAGUACAUCACUUCAGAUUUCAAAGGGUGGGAUGAUCCAAGGCUUAAUCCCAUGGCGAGUUCUGGAUUGUUGUCGGGCCUUUUGUGCGAGAAGAUUCUGUUGUGUACAUCGGAGACAGAUUUCAUUCGAGAUCGGAGUUUGCAUUACAGUGAGGCGCUGAAGAAGAGCGGAUGGAGGGGUGAAUUGGAGGUUGUGGAUGUUGAAAAGGAGGGCCAUGUUUUUCAUAUACUGAAUCCAAGUGGCGACAAUGCUGGAAUCUUGAUGAAACGCCUGGUUUCAUUCUUGGGAAAUUAGGCCCCGAUGAUGCUGUUUUGAUUUUCAGUUUGCUGCCUGCCGUCGUCCGUACGUUACUUUAAAGUUUCAAUGCAAAAAAAAAAAA